Molecule: messenger RNA, 1461 nt
Organism: Closterium sp. Naga37s-1
Lineage: Eukaryota; Viridiplantae; Streptophyta; Zygnematophyceae; Desmidiales; Closteriaceae
Source: the annotation of a GenBank genome assembly
AUGCUCACUGCACUCAUGCUUGCUACACACAUGCUCGCUGCACACAUGCUCGCUGCACACAUGCUCGCUGCACACAUGCUCGCUGCACACAUGCUCACUGCACACACGCUCGCUGCACACAUGCUCGCUGCACACAUGCUCGCUGCACACAUGCUCGCUGCACACACGCUCGCUGCACACAUGCUCGCUGCACACACGCUCGCUGCACACAUGCUCGCUGCACACACGCUCGCUGCACACACGCUCGCCACGCCUCACACGUUGGCCCGGGGUCACUCACUAUGCGCCUCCUCUCUGCCUGCUCCUCUCUCCUGUGCCCCGCAUUCUCUCCUGCGCCCCGCAUGCUGUCCUGUGCCCGUGCCCCGCCUUUCCGCAUGCAAUGCUGCCAGGGCGACCCGGUGCCGUGUGCCAAGUUUCUCCCUGCACUUUCCCAUAUGUUUCCAUCCCCUUUCCACCUCGUCACCCCCGUUCUCUGUCUGUCCCUCCUCUGUGCGUGUGGCGGGGCUGGCAGGAGGCACGGCGUAUGUGUUCUGCGAGGGGGGUAAGAUGGCCGGCAAGGAUGGGCGCCUCAUGGACUGCCGCGUGUGCAAGGGGGCAGGUGAGGGGCGCAUGGGGGCAGGUGAGGGCGCAUGGGGGCAGGUGAGGGCGCAUGGGGGCAGGGCGCUGAUCGUUGGAGCGCGCCGUCAGCAUCGAACAACCCCGUCCGUGUUCGGGGCGGAGCUCACCCCGACCUUGAGCGCGCAAUGGUGCGCUGGAUCUCGAACGCCGGCCCGGCGGGAAUCCCGCUCACGCUGCAGACAAUCCGCGACCACGUCAUCGCACGUGACUUGGGAAAGCCGCCCUCAUUCCGCUGUUCCGUGGGAUGGGUGCGCCGCGCACUGCGCCGCACCCAUCGAUCUCGAUGGCGAGAUCGAUGACGUGGGCAUUCUCAUCGAUCGUCUUGGCCUCGGGCCAAGCGCGAUGCCGGCCGCCGACUUUGUCGCAAUCGACAACGGGCAGCCGACGUGCGCGGAGCCGGGCGAGGACCCUUUGGCCGACGAGCCCGCGUCGGCGUAUUCGGCUGCGUCGUGGGAAGCGCCUACGAGCAUGGAGGCUGUCUACAACGACGACAACCCCGCGUCCCGCGAGGCUCGUCGCUAUGCGCGCGCCGCAUGUGAGAUGCUCAUCGGGUACGCGCGCGCCACCAGCAUCACCCCCCGCGAGCUUUGCGCCCUCUUCGAGAUCCGCAACCCGAUCAUCAUCGAGCGCAUGGAGAGGGCGAGCCCGCCCCUGAACCUCAACGCGACCCCGAUCGCCACCCCCAGGCCGUCCGAGACCCCGGAUGCCGUGCGCGCUCGUCCCCGCGGGCGCGUCCUCCCUGCGUGGAUGACGGCGCCCUCUCCUCGCCAGGCUCUCAUCGAUGCUGGCGCGCCUGCCGCCAUGGACGGCUUCAUGGACGCGGCGGAGUGGGUGCGUCUGUGA